This is a messenger RNA of Rubroshorea leprosula, 2157 nucleotides long. Lineage: Eukaryota; Viridiplantae; Streptophyta; Magnoliopsida; Malvales; Dipterocarpaceae. The record is from the annotation of a GenBank genome assembly.
GACAAUCAAUAUAGGGAAAAACGCUUGUAAAAAGCUGAUCUACAAGAAAAAUCACUUCCCAAAGCGUCAUCUUAAGCCGGGAGUUUCCCCAUAUCCUUUUUUUUUAACUUCUGUUCCCUGUCUGCGUGUUCCGUGGAGUCCAAUUUUGAAAUCCAGCAAUUUCCCUCUCUUUUUUCUGUUUUUCCAUUCCAAAUCGGAGGAAUACCGAAGACGUAAAGGUAUGGCGGUCAUCCUCCAAGAGUCCGAUGACUCCACCGCAACUCGCGACCCCCUCCUUCCAUGGCUCUGGUCGAUAAAGAAGGCGCUGGACAAAUGGUACUCCGGCGACCACUCCAGUGCAGAUCUCGACAAGCUUCUUUCAGAUUGUAUCGCUGCUUUCAAGCACAGUGCGCAGUACAGAAACGACAUCAGGUUUCUCAAGAUUUGGUUCAUUUAUUUGGAGGGAAGUGAGGAUUUUGAGAGGGUGUUUAGAGAGAUGGAGGAAAAUGAGAUAUGUGUUGGACAUAAUCUGCUUUAUGAAUGGUAUGCAUAUUUUCUUGAAGCAAAAGGCAGGUGGAAAGAAGCAAAUAUGGUUUACCAGACUGGCAUUUCAAGGGGAGCAGAGCCACUUGAGAAACUGAAGAGUGCACGAUCCUUAUUCAUUGAUAGAAUGUCUGAAAGACUAAACACUAAUAUCUCUGGAUCUGUGGACAUGAUGCAGGUUGAUGGUGAUGAAUCUGUUGAAUUUGGUAAAGAUUAUGCCAAUCCAUGGUCUGCAUCCACCAUGAAUAACCUCUUGGAGAAGAUAGGUUUCCAAAUGAGAAAUUAUGAUGGGUACCAUCUAACUAAGAAAGUUUUCUCUGGGAAAGUGGCCUUAUCUUCUUUGAAGAAGUCAUCAAGGAAUCAAAUUAUCGAAAUUGGUGGAAAGAAGUACCAGAUCAAAGGAUGUGCUGGUCAAGGUGGCUUUGCUCAAGUAUAUAAAGCAUAUCUUGAUGGUAAUCCCGAUGAUGUCAUUGCAUUGAAGAUACAAGAGCCAGCUUUUCCUUGGGAAUUCUACAUGUAUCGUCAACUUGAUCAGCGAAUUGCAGGCAAUCAUAGAUCAAGCUUUGGUUUUGCUCACAAAAUCCAUCUUUACCCUGACUGUAGCAUACUCAUUUGUGACUACCUAUCUCAUGGAACGCUUCAGGAUGCCAUAAAUUCUUAUGUUGUCACUGGCAGGCCAAUGGAAGAGCUCUUGUGUAUUUAUUACACUAUGGAAAUGCUUUACAUGCUGGAAACUUUGCAUAGUGUAGGUAUCAUCCAUGGUGAUUUUAAGCCUGACAACCUUCUCAUGCGCUAUUCUAGGGAAGAGCUCACAGAAGAGGGAUUUACUGAUCGUAGUGGCUCUUGGUGUAAUCAGGGUCUUUGUCUUGUUGACUGGGGAAGGGGAAUUGACCUGCACCUCUUUCCUGAAGGCAUAGAGUUUACAGGAGGUUGCCGGACUUCUGGCUUCCGCUGUAUUGAAAUGCAAGAGAACAAACCAUGGAAAUUUCAGGUGGAUACAUAUGGCCUGUGUGUUAUAGUCCAUAUGAUGCUGCAUAAUUCUUACAUGGAGAUAAAAAGGAAACCAUCAUCUGAUGGUGGCUACAUUUAUAUGCCAAAAUUGUCUUUUAAGCGAUAUUGGAAGGUUCAUCUGUGGGAGAAUCUCUUUAUUAAGCUGCUCAAUACAAGCCCCGACAACAAUAACAUAGAAUUGUUGCAGACAUUGAGGAAAUCCUUUCAAGAUUACAUUCUAUCUAAGCCCCACCACGUAAAGCAACUAACGGGAUUACUAGCAAAGCAAAGGGCUUCCUUAUGUUCGGCCUAGAUAUCCUACUAGAAUAUUAUCAGAAUAAUCUUGCAGUUGCACGUUUUAGCAUCGCAGCCAAAUGCAACCUUCCCUUGUAUGUAAGAUCCUCAUUCGGGCUCUGUUUUAGUAAAUGUAUAUCCAAGAAGAAUGCUGUCAGUUUUCUGGUGCACUUUUACCAUAACAAUUCUAGUUCCCCUAGGUCGAUCCAUUGUCUGUACUGUGUCGAAGAAAUGAUUGACCCAAAUAUUACACAGCUUACCAUGUGAAAUUUGGAAGUAUUUAAAUUACCCCCACAAUGAGGGCAAAAACUUAUUUUUAGUUCUUUAUUUUAGUAAAUUUGUAAGUUUUAG